AUGGCAACGAAAAGUUUCGAGGGAAAACUUUUAAACUGCGAGAAAAACCUUUCCAAAACUUGCAAUUGCAGGAAGCAGUGCAAUAACUGUGGUAUCUUCCUGAGUUUCUUUGUGCUGUCGCUGUGCCUUCACCUGGUCACUCUAGUUUGCUACUUGGAUCUCCGAUCCGAGGUUAGACGGGAACUGAGGCUGCAGAGCAGGAGCGAGGUUUCAGGCGCACCAACACCGGAUGGUACCCGUCCUAAGAGCAAGCCUGAGUGGGAAACGCGAUCAGCUGCUCCUGCCGCUCCCGAGGCGCACAUAAUAAAUUAUUUACCCAUUGGUGAUCUGGCACAACGUCAUGGAAGUCAAGUCCAGGUGAUUCAUCGGAUGAAGCGAAGCCAACCCAAAGAGCCAGGAGAAAAAGGUAAAAGCAAAAGCAAAGGGAAAGGCAAGAAAAUGGGUCCGCCUGGUGCACAGGGGCCGCCAGGUCCUCCAGGCCCCCCCGGACCGCAAGGCCCCCCGGGAAUCCCAGGAAUCCCUGGAAUACCAGGAACAGCAGUGUUGUCAGCUCCUGGACCACCAGGUCCACCUGGUCAGCCAGGACCUCCUGGACCACCAGGGCCACUAGGUACUUUGGACAAAGCUUCAGACAGUCGGUCAGCAAUGGAAGUUGUCCACCUCCAGGGUCAUGACUCAGUGAUUCAAGUUAAACAAGGUGGUGUUCUGGCCGACUGGGUUCGAUCGUCGCUGAAUCAUAAGGUCUUCCGAUUACACAGCCGAAGUGGACAGUUGGAGGUACUUGCGGAUGGCACCUACUUCAUCUAUAGUCAGGUAGAAGUUUACUACAUUAACUUUACUGACUUCGCAAGUCACGAGAUACUUGUAGACGACAAGCCAUUCUUGCAGUGUACGCGCAGCAUUGAAAACCGCAAGUCAAAGUUCAAUACCUGCUACACAGCUGGUGUGUGCCUACUGAAAGCCAGGCAGAGGAUUGCAGUCAAGAUGACGUACGAAGAUACAGUCAUAAACAUGAGCAAGCACACAACGUUCUUUGGAGCAGUGAGACUCGGAGAAUCCCCAUAGGUGUGGGAAAUAAGGGAGUCGAGUACAGAAGUGAAAACCGAAAAAAAAGGCAGCAUCCUUAAAGAGGUCAUGCAAAAUUUAUAUUGAAGUACAGCAUAAGUUAAAGUUUAUUUCAUUUAACCAAAACAAGUUGA
Messenger RNA from Mobula hypostoma (lesser devil ray), 1199 nucleotides. It is a transcript of the gene eda, whose product is annotated as ectodysplasin A. Gene Ontology annotation, biological process: immune response; animal organ development. NCBI's taxonomy places the organism in Eukaryota, Metazoa, Chordata, Chondrichthyes, Myliobatiformes, Myliobatidae. The record is from RefSeq and is a predicted model, not a curated record. Gene Ontology annotation, molecular function: death receptor binding; death receptor agonist activity; tumor necrosis factor receptor binding. Bases 1 to 1065 code for a protein of 354 amino acids. The transcript has 8 exons. Gene Ontology annotation, cellular component: membrane.